UUAGUAUUGGGGGUGGGUAAAUCUCGAGCAAGCGCGUUCCCAUCUCUCCGCUCCCCUUUAACCAACCAUGGUUACGUGUGCGCUCCCGCUACUAAGCGACAAGAUGGCGGUCGCCGCCGGAUCAGGCGUUAAGGUUCCUCGUAACUUCCGGCUGCUUGAAGAGCUGGAAGAAGGUCAGAAAGGUGUGGGGGAUGGGACAGUGAGCUGGGGAUUGGAAGAUGAUGAGGACAUGACCCUGACAAGAUGGAGAGGGAUGAUCAUUGGCCCUCCUAGGACAAUCUAUGAAAAUAGGAUGUACAGUCUGAAGGUUGAAUGUGGUCCCAGAUAUCCAGAGGCACCACCGUUUGUCAGAUUUGUGACAAAGAUCAACUUGAAUGGUGUGCACAACUCCAAUGGCGUGGUUGACACACGAGCAGUGUCUGCGCUGGCCAAGUGGCAGAACUCAUACAGCAUCCGUGUGGUCCUGCAGGAGCUCAGACGACUCAUGAUGUGCAAGGAGAACAUGAAGCUCCCCCAGCCACCAGAGGGACAGAUCUACACCAACUGAACCCAUGUUACUACUCUCCUCCUUUUCCCCCUCUUUUGUUUUCAGUCAUCCUUUCACCCCAUCUACCACCUCCCUCCUUUUUUCAUUCAGGUGCCUGCCAACACUCAAGCGUACACACACACACACACACACACACACACACAGAUAUAGGGAUGUACAUGUAUGCACGUGUACAUAAACACAUAGACAUAGGAACAUACAUGUGUGCGAAAGCGUAUGCAGACAUACACGAACAUGCAAUCACUUCUGUAUGCGCCAUUCCUAGGCCCUGGCCCCUCCCCUCUUCCAUCACUGGAGCUCUGGUUGGCCUAAAGAAGACUAGGCAGGCGGAGUCAUCGGUCCACACCAGACCUGAUCAUUCGAAUACUGUACAUCUUAAUCUUUUUUUUUUUAUUAUUUGUUAUAAAUGCAGAUUGUACAAUAACAUAAAUAAUCUUGAGUGUACAUUUUGUGUGCUGCCUUUUUGUAAUAGAGAAAGAACCCCAGCCAGUCCUUACUUGUUUAUAAUUCACCAAUUAUGCGAGUAUUUGUGGAUGUUCAGUGCCAAAUAUAACUGAGAUACAUUUUCUUAUCAGGUUCUAAACAUAAUCCAACCAGUCAAUUACCUUACCUCCCCAUUGAUUUAGAGAGCUUGACUCAACAAAUGUGAAAAUAUUUAGUGUUUUUCUGGGCUUUGUGCAUGUUUGUAUAUAGUAUAGCAAUCUAUUUACCAUAUCCACUGGAAAUGCAUGUGACUGCAGCAGCUUAUGGCAAGAUGCCUGAAGUAGUAAGGCCUUCAUGCUGUCACUUUGGUCAACACUUGUGUGGCCAUGACAACCACUGAUAUUACGCCUCCCAUACCCAGUAAUGUUUUAAUUCAUAAGUGUUAUUGGGUGUAUAAACUCAAUAUAAUAAAAUUUGCCAGCUGAUAGGGUUCAUACAGCAGAAAACUUGAAUUAGCUACCUCUUUCGGUCCUUAGUUAUAGGAGAGUAGAAUUGACCAGUUGUUUUCUUCCCCCAUAAAUCUUGCAUCAUGCCUUCACACUUGUGUAUAGUGUCUAGAGUCCUAUGGUUCUAACCACCUGCAGCCAUUUCCCAUGUUUGUCUUAGCUUACUAGAGUCAUUGGGUUUAAGGUAAUUCAUACACUGUUAGUAUGGGUUAUGAAACUACAGUGAUUGUACUUUUACACUAUCUUUGUCUGUACAUGAUCUUAUGUAUAGUGUUUACGUUUGUUCCCUUUGAGUGAGCUUACCUAACAUGCAGUAAAUCUCAGUGUGACCAGU
Salvelinus namaycush (lake trout) is the source of this 1810-nucleotide messenger RNA. RefSeq names its product ubiquitin-conjugating enzyme E2 variant 1. The coding region runs from base 68 to 547 and encodes 159 amino acids. Gene Ontology annotation, biological process: protein K63-linked ubiquitination; DNA damage tolerance. The transcript has 4 exons. Lineage: Eukaryota; Metazoa; Chordata; Actinopteri; Salmoniformes; Salmonidae. Gene Ontology annotation, cellular component: nucleus. The record is from RefSeq and is a predicted model, not a curated record.